AUGAAUAUUAUAUUCAUUCACCCUGAUCUCGGGAUCGGCGGUGCAGAAAGGCUCGUUGUCGACGCUGCAAUGGCCCUGCAACCAGGAAACCAGGUCACCGUGUAUACGUCUCACUGUGAUAAGUCGCACUGUUUCGAGGAGGUCGCCUCAGACCGGCUCAAGACAAAAGUGCACGGGGAUUUCUUGCCAACGCAGAUUUUGGGGAAGUUUGCAAUUCUGUUUGCAUUUCUGCGUCAAUUGUACCUGGUAUCUGUGCUGGUGCUCACUGGGACCCUCAAAAAGGCCGAUGUCGUUUUUGUCGACCAGCUGUCUUACUGUCUUCCAUUGGUCUACCUUUUCAAAGGUCCACAAACAAAAGUCAUCUUCUAUUGCCAUUUCCCAGAUAAGCUGCUUGCAUCUCACUCGGGGCUGAUUAGAAAAAUCUAUAGACUGGUCUUCGAUACGAUAGAGGAGUUUUCAAUGAGGUUCGCAGAUAGGGUACUUGUCAACUCAGAGUUCACCAAAAAGACGGUUGAAAAAGAAUUCAAAAGUCUGCGGACCGAAUCGCUCAAUGUGGUGUAUCCCUGCGUGGGAGACAUCUCCAUACAAGACACGUCUCUCAAGGAGGUCGACAACAUUCUCAAAAACACUCCGUUCUUCCUCUCCAUCAACCGGUUCGAGAGAAAAAAGAAUAUCUCCCUGGCCAUUCAAAAGUAUCACCAGUUCAUCACUAAAACCGAAUCGAAUCACAAACUCGUCAUCGCUGGCGGCUAUGACUCCCGUGUGUUUGAAAAUGUGCACUAUCUGAUAGAGCUGGAGUCACUUUGCGAGAAACUUGGCCUGUCUUCGAUCACCAUCAGAGGAAAGCUCAUUGUAGCUCCCAGAGAUACACAGGUCUUUUUCCUGCCCUCGGUCAGCAGUGCCACCAAAAAUGCUCUAAUUGCCAGAUCUCAGCUGCUGAUAUACACGCCCUCCUUUGAGCAUUUUGGGAUAGUUCCUGUUGAGGCGAUGAGACUGGGAAAACCCGUCCUUGCGGAAGCUACCGGCGGCCCUACUGAAACCAUCGUGCCGUAUGACCAUAAAGACUUUACAGGAUACCUUGUUGGGCUGGUAGAAGACCGCUGGGUAGAGUACAUGGAACACGUCCAGACGUUGACGGAAUCAGAUCUUACACAGCUUUCCAAACGGGCCCAAGACCGUGUUGAGAAGCUCUUUUCGUCCAAGGCCAUGGCUCUCAGUCUGAACAAGGCUAUCGAGGAGUGCAAGCCAACGAAACAUAGCGGUGAAUUGGCAUUGUUUGCGUUGCUAACAUUAAGUGUGGGAGCUGCAGCCAAGCUCCUGAAAAGCGUCUGA
Molecule: messenger RNA, 1332 nt
Organism: Ogataea haglerorum
Lineage: Eukaryota; Fungi; Ascomycota; Pichiomycetes; Pichiales; Pichiaceae
Exons: 1
Coding region: 1-1332 (443 amino acids)
Molecular function (GO): alpha-1,3-mannosyltransferase activity; GDP-Man:Man(1)GlcNAc(2)-PP-Dol alpha-1,3-mannosyltransferase activity
Source: RefSeq, a predicted model, not a curated record